Oryzias melastigma (Indian medaka) is the source of this 628-nucleotide messenger RNA. It is a transcript of the gene rmi2, whose product is annotated as RecQ mediated genome instability 2. Gene Ontology annotation, cellular component: nuclear speck; cytosol. The record is from RefSeq and is a predicted model, not a curated record. Lineage: Eukaryota; Metazoa; Chordata; Actinopteri; Beloniformes; Adrianichthyidae. The transcript is spliced from 2 exons. The coding region runs from base 108 to 530 and encodes 140 amino acids. Gene Ontology annotation, biological process: negative regulation of double-strand break repair via homologous recombination; maintenance of rDNA; DNA repair.
UGUACUUCCGGGGAGUAUCCAAAACAACUUCCGGUUAUCGCUUUUUUGGCGGGUAAUCAGAAAAAAAACAAACAAAUGUGAGCUAAAAACUAUUCCGACGAAAGAGAAUGGCGGCUGAGAAGACUCGUCCUCCGCCCGUUAAAGUGCUGUCCGGUCAGCUGCGGGCGGCGGGGAUUCGAGGCGAGGCACACGGCGCGGAGGGCUGCCUUAUCAGGGCGGGUAGAAACGGCUGUUUGCGGGUGUCGCUGGUGUGGAUGCAGGGGACCGUGGUGGAGGUCCAGCGGGAGACGAACAGCGUGUUGCUGAUGGAUGAGACGGGAACCUUUACGGUGCAGGGGGUCGACGGUGUUCCUCAGGGCAAACCGUGCUUGGUUAAAGGGAAAUACGUCAUGGUGAUGGGUCUCAUCCAGACCGUCUCCCCAGAGCCGAUCCUCCGUGCAGUGAAGAUGGCCGACCUUUCUGAGCUGGCCGUCCUUCACAGACGGAUGUGGAAGCUGGAGGUGGAAGACCUGCAGCAGGUGCUGGCCUGAGGCCGGACUCACUACAAAGCCAAAAACUCCCCCAGAAAUUGCCUUCCAAAUCUGUGGGAACUUCUUGCUGAAUGUAAAUAAAAACAGUUCACACACUA